Scomber japonicus (chub mackerel) is the source of this 2185-nucleotide messenger RNA. It is a transcript of the gene ttc39a, whose product is annotated as tetratricopeptide repeat domain 39A. The record is from RefSeq and is a predicted model, not a curated record. Bases 135 to 1742 code for a protein of 535 amino acids. Gene Ontology annotation, molecular function: protein binding. NCBI's taxonomy places the organism in Eukaryota, Metazoa, Chordata, Actinopteri, Scombriformes, Scombridae. The transcript has 19 exons.
UAAACAGUCCAGACCUGGAUCCCAUCAUCACAGACUUCAAGUUGCAGUCACCAGACAACAAAGAUGAUCUGGAAUUAACUGAUCCACCAAAUGGGUGCUCACGGUCUGACCUGUCGCUGGCUCUGGAGGACUGCAUGGCUGCCUUGGAUCUAUUCCUCAGGAAUGACUUUGAGAAGGCACAGACACAGCUCAGAUCCAGAACCAAAGACAGCAUGUAUCAUGCCCUGACUUAUGCCACCAUCCUAGAGAUGCAGGCCAUGAUGACCUUUGACCCCCAUCACAUCUUGGCUGCAGGAAACACCAUGAAGGAGGCCCAGGCUAUCUGUCAACGGCACCGCAAGAAGUCAAGCUUCUCCAAAAACUUCUCAGAAGAGGAACUCCAUGCUGAAGUUUGCUAUGCUGAGUGUCUCCUCCAGAGGGCAGCGCUCACCUUCCUUCAGGAUGAAAAUAUGAUCAGUUUCAUUAAAGGGGGAAUCAAAGUGAGGAACAGCUACCAGACAUACAAAGAGCUUCACACAGUCCUCCAGUCCACUGGAUACACUCAUGGUGACAACCAUGGCCAUUUUGAGGGUGGUGUUAAAUUGGGAGUAGGAGCCUUUAAUCUAAUGAUCUCCAUGUUGCCUACGAGGACACUCAAGCUGCUGGAGUUUGUUGGUUUCUCGGGUAAUAAGGAGUUUGGUCUCCAGCAGCUUCAGGAGGGCUCUGCAGAAAGCACAUUCAGGUCCUUCUUAUGUAACAUGCUGCUGCUCUGUUAUCACACCUUCAUGAGCUUCAUACUAGGCACUGGGGAGGGAGACGUUGAAGAUGCAGAGAAACUGCUGCAGCCAUAUCUCAAGAAAUAUCCUAAGGGAUCCAUCUUCUUGUUCUUUGCUGGUCGAAUAGAGGAGAUCAAAGGCAACCUGGAUGGUGCCAUCAAGCGUUUUGAGGAGUGCUGUGAGGCUCAGCAGCAGUGGAAGCAAUUCCACCACAUGUGCUACUGGGAGCUAAUGUGGUGCUUUACGUACAAGAGGCACUGGAAGAUGGCCUACUUCUAUGCUGACCUGCUCAGCAAGGAGAACUCCUGGUCCAAGGCUACCUAUGCCUAUAUGAAAGCAGCCUACCUCAGCAUGCUGACUAAGGAUGAUUGCCUAACCUUCGGGGAGACUGCGCUUACUCUGUUCAGGCAGGUUCCAGGGCUCAAGCAGAAAAUAGCAGGCAAAUCUUUACCAACAGAGAAGUUUGCAAUCAGGAAAGCCCGCCGCUACCUGGCAGAAAACCCCAUUUGUCUUCCUGCUCCUCCACUGGAGAUGAUGUACAUCUGGAAUGGCUAUACAGUCAUUGGCAAACAUAAAGAUCUGACUGAAGGCAUGCUGAAAACACUGGAUGAGGCACAGGCUAACCUCGAGAGCAGCCAAAGGACUGAGUUUUCCAUAGACGAUCAGUGCCUGCUGAGCCUCCUGAAAGGACUGUGUCUCAAACACCUUGGGCACCAGGAGGAGGCCGAACACUACUUUACCCUUGUCCUCUGCAAUGAGUCCCAGAUCAAGUAUGACCACUACCUGGUUCCUAAUGCCCUGCUGGAGCAUGGUCUGUUGUGUCUGGAACAAGGCAGAAAUGAUGAAGCUAUCAAACUCCUAGAAACAGCAAAGCAAAAUUACAAAAACUACUCCAUGGAAUCACGGACACACUUCCGUAUCCAAGCUGCUCUGCACAAAGCCAAGGCCACCGGAGAGAAUGGGAUCCAUGUGCCCUCCAGCCCAUAACAGACAGAGGAGGGCACACUAGAGCUGAGACAGCCUCUUGUUUCCACAGCCCCACAAUGCACCACUCAGCUUAGCCCAGCCCCGCCUAUUUAGGCGUGUGAUUUGUUUUUUCAUCAGAAGGGUAGGGGGAAGAGGGAUGCUCAAUUUUGUUGUGUGUGCCGCCCUUACAGGCGACUACCGCUCUAUAUGGCCCUGAUGGGGUUAGACAGGUUUGCCAUGUCCUUGUCCAGAGAUAUAUUGGAUGAACUGCACUUCCUUGUGUUAUUUGAAAUAGAGACAAGUUGAGAAAUGUGCCUAUAUUUAUCAACCAUUGCUUCUAGCAGGCUUGUUUAUCCAGCACUGUGGCCACCCAUAUGGGGCGCACUUGGGUAGGAAACAAAUAGAAAUGUAAGUAAUAUAUAGAUGGCCUCCACUAAUAAAAAUGUGCCCAGUGCAGGGUAGUU